This is a messenger RNA of Diabrotica virgifera virgifera (western corn rootworm), 1102 nucleotides long. Its product is annotated as aldo-keto reductase family 1 member A1-like. Gene Ontology annotation, molecular function: aldose reductase (NADPH) activity. Gene Ontology annotation, cellular component: cytosol. Bases 91 to 1056 code for a protein of 321 amino acids. The record is from RefSeq and is a predicted model, not a curated record. Lineage: Eukaryota; Metazoa; Arthropoda; Insecta; Coleoptera; Chrysomelidae. The transcript is spliced from 2 exons.
GUGACAAAUAAAUUAUAUCAAAAUAUAACAGCUCUUACAAGUUAAAUAUCGAUGAAAGAUGUGGUAGUCUAAUACAACCUGCUACGUAAAAUGGCGAAAACUGUUAAACCUGUCCCUUGUGGACCAGGACAUAAAAUGCCCAUUGUAGGCUUCGGCACCUGGUUAGCUACUGACCCGACUGAAUUGGAACUUGCGUUGAACACAGCUUUGGAGGUAGGUUACCGCCAUAUCGAUACAGCAACCGUAUACAACAACGAACAUAUAAUUGGCAAGGUUAUAUCUCAAUGGAUCUGUUCUGGAAAAUUAAAGAGAGAAGACCUUUUUAUCACAACCAAACUUCCAUUUCAUGGAAUUCAUCGUGACAGAGUAGAAAAAUAUUUAACUCAGUCUCUUCAGAAAUUAGCAGUAGAGUUUGUUGAUUUAUAUUUAAUCCAUUUUCCUUUCGGAAAGAGUGAAUCUGAUGAUACCGUAGUAUACGAAGAAGAAGAUCACAAGGGCAUAUGGGAAGCAAUGGAGGAACAAGUUUGGGCUUGUAGAACUAAAAGUAUCGGUCUGUCCAAUUUUAAUAAAAGUCAAGUUGCUAAUUUGCUGACAUUCUGUGAGAUAAAGCCAGCCAAUCUUCAAAUAGAGUUGAACGUUUUUCUGCAACAACCAGAACUGGUAGAGUUUUGUCGACAGAACGAAAUUGGAGUAACUGCGUACUCUCCGCUUGGAAAUCCUGGUUAUAACAAAUUUUUAAAGAGCCUUGGAUUCCAAGAAAGACAGUUGUUCAGCGUUCUAACCAACCCCGUUGUUGCCGAUAUUGCCAAAUCGCACCAAAGAAGUACUGCACAAAUAGCAUUAAGGUUCUUAAUGCAAAAAUAUAUCGUUAUUAUUCCAAAAAGUGUGACGCCUUCUAGAAUUAGCGAAAAUUUUGAUGUGUUUGAUUUCGUUUUAGACGACGAGGAAAUGAAAAGACUUGAAAGCCUGAAUAUAGGUGAAGAAGCUCGUAUUGUCGAUUGGAAGAUUUUUCCAAAUAUUGAAAACCACCCUGCUUAUCCUUUUGGUAAAGGUUAAAAUCUCAUGUUUUAAUAUUUUUAGUUGACAAUAUAGAAACUUACUU